Paramecium octaurelia is the source of this 1230-nucleotide messenger RNA. The record is from the annotation of a GenBank genome assembly. Lineage: Eukaryota; Ciliophora; Oligohymenophorea; Peniculida; Parameciidae.
CUUUGAUAAGCACAAUUAAAAUAAUGAAAUUUUUAUUUUUCGUUUCCUUCAUCGUGACUCUAUCGUAUGCACAAAAGGGCUUAGCAUUUUGUGAUGAAUACAUAGAGUAUGAUAUCUCAUUUUAUGGCAAAUUUAUUUCCAAUGUAAAACUUUCAAACACAACAGAUGCUAUUCUAGCUGAUUACAGAGUUAUGAUCAUUGAUGAUGAACUUAAUGUAUUAAGCUCAGUUUCUAUUCCUAAAAUGAACAACUUUACUUGUGGUUGGAUUUUUACUCCCAUUUCAGGAUAUUUUUUCAUCGGUUGUCAAAAGAGUGGAGAGUCUCCAUACUUAGUUGCAUACAAAAGCAUAAAUUAGACUCACUAUUCAAAAUUUGGGGAUAUUGUGUAAUUCCCUAUUGUUAAUUAAACCUUGAUCAAAAUAACAGGGACAGAUAAUACAAUAUUUACAGUUUAAUCUACAAAAGUCACAUUAUUUACAUUAGUAAUGUCAGCAGCAGAUUGGAGUAUUAAAACUACUUAGAAUGUGUUUGAUAAAAAUUAUUUCAGUCGAACAUCUGAAAUCAAUAUUACUGACAUCACUUUUUUGCCAUUCGCUUAAGACAAUAUGAAAUACCUUAAAAUUAUGGUUACGGAAUUCUCUCUUGGAUCGUUUUGGAUCGAUGCUCUUAUAAAAAAUAAUAUUGUAUCCCCGUUUAGAACUGGUAAUAUUUUUCCCAACCUUUCAUGGACUAAGUAUCAAUCCGUGACAAUUCAUUCAACUACUUCAAAUGUUUCAAUGAUCUCAAUGACAUACUUUAGUACAUAUAAUAGUCCUAUGUCCUUCAAAGCAGUUUUUAAUUCUGUUACUUCAACAACAUUAACUACAAAUUUGGUUUACACUGAUUAGACCGGUUGGCAAUCAUAAAUCGCUCCUGUCAAAUCUGGAAAUGUAGAAGCAAUUAUGUUUAGGAAUACUUAAAAAUAGGGCACAUUAUUUAUCUAUAAUGCAGUAAUAGCUCCAGCCGUAUCUGAUAGUUAAGACGAAGUUGAAACACAAUUAAAUGCGCCCACUUAUGAUCCUGUAGAUAAAUUAACAUCACCUCCAUAAGAUUAUUCUAUCUUCUAUUUUAAUUCUGGUUAUAGAGUAGUGCAUAGCAUCGAAAAUAACAAGUUACAAAGUUGUGACCUUUACAAUUAUAAAUUAUAAAAGGAAUGAUAAAUAAUAAUCAAAUAUACAGAAACCUAUAUUA